Messenger RNA from Ziziphus jujuba (common jujube), 2051 nucleotides. Its product is annotated as ketol-acid reductoisomerase, chloroplastic. The transcript has 10 exons. Gene Ontology annotation, biological process: L-valine biosynthetic process. The coding region runs from base 66 to 1829 and encodes 587 amino acids. Gene Ontology annotation, molecular function: ketol-acid reductoisomerase activity. The record is from RefSeq and is a predicted model, not a curated record. Lineage: Eukaryota; Viridiplantae; Streptophyta; Magnoliopsida; Rosales; Rhamnaceae. Gene Ontology annotation, cellular component: mitochondrion; chloroplast.
GUUCUACUCCUUCGCUUCUCUGCCUCCUCUCAGCCACUGCCUCUCUUCUACUGUAAUAAUAAUCAAUGGCGACGGCGACUGCUUCUUCCUUCUCUUCGGCUCUUUCUGCUCCUACAUCUUCUGCUGCUUCCAAAACCCGUGUGGUUCCUAAAGCCCUGGGGUUCGUCUCGCUGACUUCCAAGUCCCUGAGGUCUCUUCAAGCUAGACCUACUCGUGCUACUAAUGUCGGUGGCGGCUCCGCUCUUGGAGCUCGCAUGGUGUCUGUGCCUGCGAUUAAGCCUCCGGCUUCUCUUGAUUUUGAGACCUCCGUUUUCAAGAAGGAGAAGAUCAACCUCGCCGGUCAUGAUGAGUAUAUUGUGAGAGGAGGCAGAAAUUUGUUCCCUUUGCUGCCAGAUGCCUUCAAGGGAAUCAAGCAGAUUGGUGUUAUCGGGUGGGGUUCUCAGGGACCUGCUCAAGCUCAGAAUUUAAGAGACUCUCUUGCUGAAGCAAAGUCUGAUACUGUUGUUAAGAUUGGAUUAAGGAAGGGAUCCCGUUCUUUUGCCGAAGCUCGGGCAGCUGGUUUUACCGAAGAGACUGGAACUCUGGGUGAUAUAUGGGAAACUGUCUCAGGCAGUGAUCUUGUUUUACUUCUUAUUUCUGAUGCUGCACAGGCGGAUAAUUAUGAGAAAAUAUUUUCCCACAUGAAGCCGAACAGCAUACUUGGGCUUUCUCAUGGGUUUCUCUUAGGGCAUCUGCAGUCAAUCGGACUUGAUUUCCCCAAGAACAUCAGUGUUAUUGCUGUAUGUCCAAAAGGCAUGGGUCCAUCUGUGAGAAGGCUCUAUGUCCAAGGAAAAGAAAUAAAUGGUGCUGGAAUUAAUUCCAGUUUUGCAGUCCAUCAGGAUGUUGAUGGUAGAGCAACAGAUGUUGCUUUAGGAUGGUCUGUUGCCCUUGGUUCCCCUUUCACAUUCGCUACAACUUUAGAGCAGGAAUACAGAAGUGACAUCUUUGGCGAGCGAGGCAUUUUACUUGGUGCUGUUCAUGGUGUUGUGGAGUCCUUAUUCAGAAGAUACACUGAAAAUGGAAUGAAUGAAGAUUUGGCUUACAAGAAUACUGUUGAGAGCAUAACAGGAAUUAUAUCCAGAACAAUCUCAACCAGGGGCAUGUUGGCUGUUUACAAUUCCUUGUCUGCAGAAGGCAAAAAGGAAUUUGAGGCUGCAUAUAGUGCCUCAUAUUAUCCUUGCAUGGAAAUCUUGUAUGAGUGCUAUGAAGAUGUGGCUUGUGGUAGUGAGAUCCGAAGUGUUGUUUUGGCAGGACGUCGCUUUUAUGAAAAAGAAGGUUUACCGGCAUUUCCAAUGGGUAAUAUUGAUCAGACUCGCAUGUGGAAAGUUGGUGAACGUGUCCGAUCAACACGACCAGCUGGUGAUCUAGGCCCAUUAUACCCCUUUACUGCUGGUGUUUUUAUUGCAUUAAUGAUGGCCCAGAUUGAGAUCUUGAGGAAAAAAGGACAUUCAUACUCUGAGAUCAUCAACGAAAGUGUGAUCGAGUCAGUGGAUUCAUUGAAUCCCUUUAUGCAUGCUCGUGGGGUUUCUUUCAUGGUUGAUAAUUGCUCAACUACAGCUCGAUUGGGAUCAAGGAAAUGGGCUCCACGAUUUGAUUACAUCCUCACUCAGCAGGCUUUGGUUUCAGUGGACAAGGGUGCACCCAUCAACCAGGACCUCAUCGGAAAUUUCUUCUCAGAUCCAGUCCAUGGAGCAAUUGAAGUUUGUGCUCAAUUGAGACCUACAGUAGACAUUUCAGUCACUGCUGAUGCAGAUUUUGUCCGUCCGGAGUUGCGCCAGUCGGCCAAUUAAAAAACAACCUCUUGAGCAAAUCCCUCAUCAAUCUAUGAUUGUCGGUUUUUUAUUUUAUGUCAAUCGGUGACUACUGUUUUUUUGGUUCUAUGUAUUUGACGAGUUGCGUUGUGUGUCUUGAGUUUGUUGUGAACGAGCAAAGAUAUGAUGAUGAACGUUCUGUUAGUUAUGGUGAGGUAAUAUUAGAUAAUUAUUAGUGAUGUUGGAAUCCUUUUAGUUUGA